AUGGCACCCGAAGCGCCGCCAAAGACGAAGAAGUCUAAAGCAACGCCGAAAACAGUCGCCGACUUCACCGUUCUUCCCCUCACAUUACCCACACUGUCUGGUCUGCCAGCGCACUGCAACGAUGCAAAGCAUUACGUCUACGUCAAACCGCACGCACCCAGCAUACCCACUGCCGACGACGAGCGCAGCCUCUUUAUCGCAAACGUACCCGUCGACGCAUCCGAGCGCAACAUCCGCGCGCUCUUCCAGGAACAAUUAGGCGGCUCCAUGGUCGAGCGCGUCGAGUUCGAUGCCUCGGUCCCCGCGCAACCAAUGCACAAGCGCUGGAAGAGCGAUAAGCCUACGACGCAAGACGACUCAGCUACCUCGAGAGGCAAGAAGAGGAAGAGGACCGAUGACGCGGCGGUGAUAGCAGAGGGUGUGGUGGAAGACGCCGAGAGCGCGCUACCACGGUUAUGGAACAGCGAAGUGCGUAAGAGCGGGAGCGGCGCCGUCGUCGUCUUCGUAGACAAAAAGAGCGCCAGGGGAGCUCUGAAGGAGAUCCAAAAGGCCGUAAAAGAAGGCAGAAGCAUAUCCUGGAAGGGAGGAGAAGGACUAGGCGUUGAGCGCUACAAAUCCCACAACACCCUCAUCUACCCAACCCCCACCCUCCUCCAAGCCUCGCUAAACGCCUACCUCACCCAAUUCAACGCUCUCGAAACAGCGCGAAACCGCAUCCGCAAGACAUCGCGCUCUGUUCCUGACGAGGAAGGCUUCAUGACGGUUACAAGAGGCGGUCGUGUUGGGCCUGCUAGGUUGGAAGAGGCGGAGAAGAAGAAGGCUGAGUUGGAUGAGCGGAAAAGGAAUCACAGGGCUACCGAUGACUUUUAUAGGUUCCAGAAUAGGGAGAGGAGGAAGGAGGCUGAGGGGUUGCUGAAGAGGAAGUUUGAGGAGGAUAGGCGGAGGGUCGAGGGUAUGAGGGAGAGGAGGGGGAGGGUUAGGCCGGAGACGUGA
Molecule: messenger RNA, 993 nt
Organism: Alternaria novae-zelandiae
Lineage: Eukaryota; Fungi; Ascomycota; Dothideomycetes; Pleosporales; Pleosporaceae
Exons: 2
Coding region: 1-993 (330 amino acids)
Biological process (GO): rRNA processing; ribosomal small subunit assembly
Cellular component (GO): CURI complex; UTP-C complex
Source: RefSeq, a predicted model, not a curated record